Messenger RNA from Trypanosoma cruzi, 470 nucleotides. RefSeq lists its product as uncharacterized. The record is from RefSeq and is a predicted model, not a curated record. Lineage: Eukaryota; Euglenozoa; Kinetoplastea; Trypanosomatida; Trypanosomatidae. The annotation marks the transcript as partial. The transcript has a single exon.
AUGACACGAUUGGAUGUGGACGGGUUGUGUGCACUCCACAUUGGCAGGGAGCUUGUAAAUUGCAUGGAUGUUUCAUCGAAGUACCUGCUUUGGUGUGUCGAGGGCAGUAGAGCUGCAACGCUGCACAUGUGGGAGUCUCGCAGAGAGCAACCUUCUGCAGAGCCGCUGGUGGAGUUGGGCUUCACUCCCACCCUCAUCUCAUCUUUUGAAGAAAAAGUCGUCGUGGUGGGCGACAGAGUUGUGGCACUAUUCACAAUUGAAUGGCCGCCUUUUUGUCCUAUUGAUGUACUUGGAGAUGGAGAUGGAGAUGAGGAAGAAGGGGGGAAACCGAUGGUUACAGAAGAGUUCACGUGUAGCAAUAUCCCUGCAGAUGUGACGCACAUCUCGUGGGCUCCGGACGGAGCUACAGCCGCCCUUUCAUCACCAGAACAACUUGUUUUGUUGGAUUGUCGCGUCGGAUACAGCAACGC